Molecule: messenger RNA, 389 nt
Organism: Closterium sp. Naga37s-1
Lineage: Eukaryota; Viridiplantae; Streptophyta; Zygnematophyceae; Desmidiales; Closteriaceae
Source: the annotation of a GenBank genome assembly
AUGCAGAGACGUAUCCCACAGUUAUCGUCUCACUCAUUCUCGUUCCGCCGUUGUUUUCCCUCCCACCUUCCGCUCCCGCCCCCCCCUCCAACUCACCCGUCCAUCAUAUCAUCCUCCCGAACCCCCUUCCUCAUCGCCUUGCUCCACUGCUCAACCCCUCUCCUCUCCGCCAAUCAGCUGCAGACAGCAGGAUGGCUCAUGGCAGGCGCAUAUCUCUCAGUUAGCUUCUCAUUCAUUCUCGUUUCCAAAUUAUUUCCCCCCACCUACCACCUGCUCCAUUGCACCACCCCUCUCCUCUCGGCCAAUCAGCUGCAGACAUGCCGAUGGCUCAUGGCGGGUGCUGCCACGGCGGCAGUGCGGCGGGCAGGGGCACAGCACAUAUCAUCCAG